This is a messenger RNA of Myodes glareolus (Bank vole), 481 nucleotides long. It is a transcript of the gene Cox7b, whose product is annotated as cytochrome c oxidase subunit 7B. The record is from RefSeq and is a predicted model, not a curated record. Lineage: Eukaryota; Metazoa; Chordata; Mammalia; Rodentia; Cricetidae. Gene Ontology annotation, cellular component: mitochondrion; respiratory chain complex IV. Gene Ontology annotation, biological process: mitochondrial electron transport, cytochrome c to oxygen.
CCCCACUGGAAGCCAUUUUGUUUUUCAGGGCUCUUUGCAAGGGUAGCUGGGUCGAAUCUGCACGGAGGCAGCACCGGUCGUCACCGCAGUUCCAUCUUCUUCUCCGCGAUGUUGCCCUUAGCCAAAAACGCACUAAGCCGUCUCCAAGUUCAAAGCAUUCAGCAAGUGGUGGCAAGACACAGCCAUCAGAAACGGGCACCUAAUUUCCACGACAAAUAUGGAAAUGCUAUAUUAGUGGCUGGAGGCCUCUUCUGUAUUUCUGCAUGGACAUAUACAGCAACACAAAUUGGAAUAGCAUGGAACCUGUCACCUGUUGGCAGAGUCACCCCCAAGGAAUGGAGAGAUCAAUAGUCAUGCCAGCUGGUGCAAUAAUCAAGGAAUUGUUUCAAAACCAAUCUAUAAGUGAUGCCAAGUCAAAGAAUCAUGUAUUCACUAAAAUAUGGCAUAUUGAAGAAAAAAUAAAGUACCUUUGAAACCUUCA